Messenger RNA from Ictalurus punctatus (channel catfish), 1297 nucleotides. RefSeq lists its product as uncharacterized. The transcript has 2 exons. The record is from RefSeq and is a predicted model, not a curated record. NCBI's taxonomy places the organism in Eukaryota, Metazoa, Chordata, Actinopteri, Siluriformes, Ictaluridae. The coding region runs from base 215 to 841 and encodes 208 amino acids.
AGGAGGCUCGGAGGAGCGCGCGGGACUGAGCUCGCGUUAUUAUUGUGCCAAACGCACGCCGGCGCGCGCACUUCCAAGCGCACUCGGUCUUCACAGAGAAGAUUCCUGGGUAAACCGGAAUAACCGUGCACGAGACAGAGCAGUGAUGGUCGCGCGCCGGCGAUGCCGCGGAGGAGAACUUAUGCGAAAAGUGAGCACCGACUGAGGAGUGCACAUGGAAGUCGCCAUGUUGUCGUGCAACACCACCGCGAUCAAAGACUGGAGCUUCUUCCUGUCUCAUAUUCUGCCGCUGGUCAACCGGUCUGCCGGGCUCGUGCACCGCGGCGUGGAGGAGGCGGAGGCGGUUACGGUCGCCGUGGUGACCGUAGCGCUCGAGCCCGCCAGCCGCGCGCCCCCGGACUCCAACCACACGGAGCACGUGUACCAGUACUCGUACUCGGAGGGUGAUGUGCUCGUGCACGGCGGUCGCGAGCCGCCCGACCGGGAGCCCAUUCCGCUGCCCAAAGCCGUGCUGUACCUGCUGAUGGCGGCGCUCGUGGUGGUGCUGGUGGCCUACGCCAUAGUGGGACAUCUGGUCAAAGAUCUGCUACAAGAGUUUGUGGAGUGGGUGUUCGGAUCCCGUUCGGCGAACCGCAGGAGCAAAAGCGACGUGAACUGCAUCACGGCCGGCGGCAGCGAGAUGAACGAACUCCCACAUCUUCUGCAACCAAACUAUGUUACACAUAAUAACUCUGGCUGCUCGAGCGGCGUGAAGCCCGAGGAGCUGGUGGUGAACAUCGACGAACCUUUACACCUCCCUCUCUCACCGCCGCCGCCGUCGCCACCGCACACAGGGACCUAGCGCCGUCGGCGGAGUGGCUGCCAUUUUGAUUUUCUCCCUCGUGAUCGAGAUGGAGGAAGGAGUGGGUGAGGCAAGGAAGGAAGUAGAGUGUGACAUUACAGGAAUCAGUACUACACACUGCACCUGUGGGACUAUUAUUGGAACAAUAAAUGGAACAAUAAAUCCUGAUGAAGGCUGUUGUGAUAGCUAAUGGAUUUUAAAGUCAGAUUUAAAAACAUUUUCCCAUUGCGUCUCUGUAUUUUUAUAACAAGUUUGUUCGUUUUAAGCGCUCUCUCUCUCUCACACACACACACACACACUCCCUGAUUUUAUUUUUCUGUGAUCCUUUCUUUUACGAUGGUUUUGUCUUUCCACACUGUUUUCCAACUUACACUGCACUCCAGAACUCUUAAGUGAGCACGCUCAUACAAUUUGAGUGUGUGUGUGUAUGUAUGUGUAUGUGUAUGUAUAUGUGUG